AUGGAAGUUCCCAUAUCCUUUAUCAGAUCCCAAGAAUCAAAAGUUGAUGACUUGCAAAUUAUUAGUAAGCAACACAAAAUUGACAAUGAUGAGGAUGCAAUACUAAUGGAAGUUCCAAUAUCUCUUACCGCACUUGAAGAAGUAAAAACCGAUGUUUUCGAGAAUGAGAUGAUUCCCAAAAAUAUGCAUUACGUGCAUACUUAUACAUUUGAACAGAGAAGACAAAACUGGAUCAUCAAGAAUACAUCUCGUCCAUGUGGUUCAAUUAUCGAUUACGUCUACCAUCAUAUCGAGACAAACAAAAAGUUUCGAUCUUUGAUUGAGGUUUACAAUUUUGUUGUGUAUGGGGAUAUUCGUGAAACAAAGAGGAGAUUAAGCCAAUCUAACGAAACAUUGCAGGUGAAACCGAGACAUAAACCACAUAUUCGAGUUAACAAGUUGAUCAAACAUUAUGUAGUUGGAACAUGUACUGAAUCUUGCAAGGGGGUUCACAUAAAAAAUCGGCGAGACGUUCACUACUUAUUUGAACGUGGCAUCCCUUCAAAUAUUGAGAAAAAGAGAAAAAGAGAAAACGAAGAUUUAUAUGGACUUCAACAAAUAAACUUGAGAAAUGAAACAACACAUAUGGACUCAAUAGAUUCUGCAUUAAGGACUCCAAUACAACCCUUUUUUUACCUUUGGGACUUUGAGCUCAUACAUAUAAAAGAGAGGCCAACAAAGAAAGUUUUAGUUCCAGAUAUUGUGAAAUUGGAGAGGAAGGAGUCGGCUAUUGACUUAUUGAAUUUGCACAAACAAAUAUUGGAAGCUCAGAGGAGGUCUGGGGUUGAUGAGCAGCUGAGGUUAUUUUUGUUGAGAGCUAGUAUGACUGAAGCUUCAUCCAGCUCAAUGCAAGCAGGGGUAGGACUUAUUAGUGGAGUUGAUGUUGUGAUGGAGUCUCAAACUCUAACUACUACACCACUAGAUUUUGAGGGGAAUCUUGAGGUCUCAUUUAGUGCGCCAGCCAUUACCGCCACCACUAUUCAUGUUUUAGGAGAAACAAAAGCGUCAGCACCAUUUACAGACUCUCAAGCCUAG
Molecule: messenger RNA, 1074 nt
Organism: Solanum stenotomum
Lineage: Eukaryota; Viridiplantae; Streptophyta; Magnoliopsida; Solanales; Solanaceae
Exons: 7
Coding region: 1-1074 (357 amino acids)
Source: RefSeq, a predicted model, not a curated record